AUGAGUUGGUACAACAAAGAGAACCCCAAUAUCCAGACCGAGCAGACCACCCCCAAGAAGGAGUCGUAUGUCCAGGUGGCAUCCUCGUCGCCUAUCCAUGUCAAGUCGUCUCCUGCAGCUACUCCAGAAACAAACCCCCCAGCACGGGUCAUCGAUGACGCCAAACAAAAGGCCCUCGAGGCCAAGCGACAGGCCAUCAGACAGCACAAGGACUUUGGCAUGGUCAGAAGACGCUUCUACUAUCUUGAAGAAAGUGACAUUCUCAAAGGCUUCGUCAAGGGAAAGGGUAACUUGAGAGACAUAACCCAGUGGUUGACGGAUAACUACGACAAAACGGCGAUCCUUGCGGCGGUCGAAUCGAAGCAGAAGCAGAUCAGAGAGGCAGAAGCAUUGGCCAGGCAGAAGGCGUCGGAGGAAAAGAUGAGAAUCAGAUUGGAAAAGUCCGAACAACAGAAGCUUGAAAUGGAACAAAAGGAGAAACUUGAAAAAGAGCAGCGGUUGAAGGAAGAACAAGAAAUCCCUGUUUUAAAGCCCCACACAGCCGAUGACGAGGGCGACUCGCCUAUCAAAGCCCGCGGAAGGGCCAGGCUCAAGGGGCUCGCCUCUCCAACUAGAGAGAACGACCCGGUCGUAUCCACAAAGGUAGAAAUUAAGAAACCAAAGGUGUCAAUUUUGGAUAAGUACAAGUUCAAGCAAAAGAGUCAGUUGAGCUUGGAUCACUUCAGAUUUACCCAGCAACAACAAGAUGACACCCAGGAAGCAGCACCAAAAAGAAGAAAGCUUGUUAGGGGGUCCACCACGUCAAACGACACAACUCCAGUCGAAAAUACUCCUGCUGUGUCAUCACCUAAUCCUGAGGACUUGCUGGCAUCUGGCAAGCCCAGGAAUAUUGAUAUGCAAAUUGAUGAUUUGGAUAUGCUUGAGGAGAAAAUCAAACAAAACAGAAAAAUGAAUAAAGGUAAAAAGAAGUCUAGCAAGUACGAUGACGAUGACGCAGAUCUCGAGGAUGACGAUAUUAGUGAUGAUAUGUCUGAAGAAGAUGACGAAGCCAAUUUCUCCUCCGGUAUUACCUCGAUUGAUUCGCAAAUCCUUGAAUUUAUUAAUAAUGCCUCUGUUCAAGAUAUGAUAGAAAUUUGUUCUCUUGAACCUGCCAUUGCAGAAAUUGUUAUCUCGCAAAGACCUUUUGCAACUAUCUACGAAAUUGCCGAAAAUGACUUUUCUAAUGAAACCAGCACAAACUCUAGAAAGAGAAAGACUUUAGGGUUAAGAAUAAUCGAAAAUACCGAGUUUAGCUUGAAAGGCUAUCGUGCCGUGGACUCGUUAAUUAAGACGUGUUCGCAAUAUGGUGAUUCCAUCGCGAAGCAAAUGAAACAAUGGGGUGUCACAAUUACAGGAGAAGGUGAAAUGGACAUGGUGGAAAUUGAUCCUGUCAAUGAAGCAGCUGAAGUUGUGGAGAUCAAUGAUGUUAGCGAGGAUGAAGAGGAGGAUGAUUCUAUUAUUGUAACCCACCACAAGAAAAAGGGCUUGAGAUACAUUAAGCACAAACCAACUUUAUUGGCAGAUGAAAUCACUUUAAAUAACUAUCAACAAGUGGGUAUCAAUUGGUUGAACUUACUUUAUCAUAACAAGUUGUCAUGUAUUUUGGCUGAUGAAAUGGGUUUGGGUAAAACAUGUCAAGUCAUUUCAUUUAUGGCCCACUUAAAGCAAAAUGUUGAGAAAAAAGGCCCUCAUUUGGUUAUCGUUCCUGCGUCUACUAUUGAAAACUGGUUGAGAGAAUUCCAAAAGUUCUGUCCUGAUAUUACUGUUCAAGCCUACUAUGGAUCUGUCAGAGAUAGAGAAGAAUUGAGAUAUGAACUACGUGAUUCUGAUUAUGAUGUCUUAGUAACAACUUACACAUUGGCUUCCGGAUCGCUGUCUGAUUUUAAGUUUUUGAAGAAUCAGAAUUUCGACAUCAUUGUGUAUGAUGAAGGUCAUUUCCUCAAGAAUUCAGGAACAGAAAGAUAUGCAAAAUUGAUGAGACUUCAAGCAAAGUUUAGAUUGCUUUUAACAGGUACUCCUUUACAAAAUAAUUUGAAAGAGUUGGUCUCAUUAUUAUCAUUUAUGUUACCAAACUUGUUUAACGAAAAGAAGGACGAUUUACACGGUUUGUUCAAUCAAAAAGUGGGUAAGAUUUCAUCUUCGUCUGGCAACACUUCGACAUCAUCCCCUGCUCCGGAUUACAAUCCAUUGUUAUCAAUCCAAGCUAUUAGCAAAGCCAAAACAAUGAUGACACCUUUUGUCUUGAGACGUAAGAAGGAGCAGGUCUUGCAACACUUACCAGCAAAGUGUCAUGAGAUUGUGCGCUGUGAACUUACUGAGACUCAAAGGAAAAUCUACGAUGCUAAGUUAGAUCAUGCAAAAUCAACUAGGGCUGAGAGAGAGAGGAGAAAGUUGCUUACAAGAAAAGAAGAUCUCGAAGAGGCUAAAAACAACCCUAUUCCCUCAUCGUCGAAUGUUUUGAUGGCUUUAAGGAAAGCUUCAUUGCAUCCAUUAUUAUUCAGGAAUGAAUAUACAGACGAGAAGUUGGAGAAGAUGUCCAAAGUCAUCAUGAAUGAGCCAGAAUAUGUUGAGGCCAAUCAAAAUUAUAUUUUAGAGGAUAUGCAAGUUUUGUCGGACUUCGAAUUGAAUAACCUUUGUUUGAAGUUUCCUAAGACCUUAUCAUCUUAUACCUUACCGGACGAAGCAUAUUUGAAUAGUGGUAAGAUCACCGAAUUAAAUAAACUCUUGGAUAACAUCGUCCACAAGAGAAAGGAGAAAGUUCUCGUUUUCUCGUUGUUCACACAGGUGUUAGACAUCUUGGAAAAAAACCUAACAUUGUUGAACUAUAAGUUUGUCAGGCUUGAUGGUGCUACCUCAGUUGAGACUAGACAAGAUAUUAUCGAUCAAUUUUACGAGGAUGACACAAUUCCUGUUUUUUUGCUUUCCACCAAGGCGGGUGGAUUUGGUAUCAAUUUGGUGGCUGCAAACAAUGUGAUCAUCUUUGAUCAAUCCUUCAAUCCACAUGACGACAAACAAGCAGAAGAUAGAGCCCAUAGAGUUGGUCAAAAGAAGGAGGUCACAAUUUACAAGUUGAUUGUUAACAAAACCAUUGAGGAGAACAUUUUGCAGUUAGCUGAGAACAAGUUACAAUUGGACCAAAGUAUCAGUGCAGAAGGUAAUGAUACCAAGUUUGAGGAGAAGACUGCAAGCUUGUUCGAAAAGCUUCUUGUUGGGUAG
Molecule: messenger RNA, 3255 nt
Organism: Suhomyces tanzawaensis NRRL Y-17324
Lineage: Eukaryota; Fungi; Ascomycota; Pichiomycetes; Serinales; Debaryomycetaceae
Product: DNA-dependent ATPase
Exons: 1
Coding region: 1-3255 (1084 amino acids)
Cellular component (GO): nucleus
Molecular function (GO): ATP-dependent chromatin remodeler activity; chromatin binding; ATP binding
Source: RefSeq, a predicted model, not a curated record